Messenger RNA from Vitrella brassicaformis, 415 nucleotides. Lineage: Eukaryota; Vitrellaceae. The record is from the annotation of a GenBank genome assembly.
CGCACGUCGGCCGGGCGGUUUUGCAGCUGCAGGGGCGGAGCGCGACAAAGAUCGCAAGUACGGUGCCAACUGUCGGCAGAAAGGCUACACCUUCGUGCCCCUAGCAGCGGAGACAUUCGGCCGUUGGGGUGGCGAGACCCUCACUCUGCUUCGCCGUCUGGCGCAGCGGCGCGUCCUCCCACCCGCCAGCUCUGCAGAAGACCGUGCAUUUUUUCAUGAGGGUGUCAUGAACCAUUGGGGGCAGUGUUUGUCGGUCGCGCUGAUGCGCUGGAAUGCUUUUCAAGUGUCCUGCCGCGCUCAUCAUGCGGCCGAUGCUCGGACACAGCAGCGGGCGGGUCUGUUUCCUGAAGACCUCAUCUCUCGAGGGCCCUACAGGGCACAAACCCGGACGUUUGCCUGCCAGGACCGGCCGUGA